This is a messenger RNA of Penicillium cataractarum, 1992 nucleotides long. RefSeq names its product alkaline phosphatase family protein. The transcript has 3 exons. Lineage: Eukaryota; Fungi; Ascomycota; Eurotiomycetes; Eurotiales; Aspergillaceae. The coding region runs from base 1 to 1992 and encodes 663 amino acids. The record is from RefSeq and is a predicted model, not a curated record.
AUGGCAUCUCUCCCGCGCGUUGCCGCAGCCACUAGCUCGACGGCCAUUCGCUUUUUUGGCUUCAUAUUUCUCAGAUGGAUCCCUGGUCAUCACUUUGUACCCAUCAUCUUUACCUCGUUAGUGGUGUAUUUGACAUCCCUUGUCUCACUGGGCAGAGGUGACCAGCCAUCCUCCAACCGCUCGAAGAAGAACACAAGAAGCUCUAAAAGUACUCGAGCGUCAAAAACUGCAAAGUCCGGUGAUUCCGUACUGAAGACCCUCUUGACAGGCCUCCCUUCCAGGCGGUCGCGACUCUCAACCUGGACAACGGCUUUGAUCAACGUCGCGGUGGCAUUGCUAACCCUCGACUUUUUGAUUCGAGGCUUGGUUCUCUAUCCAAGCACAGAUGUAUCCUUUUCUCGAAUUGGUUAUGUCUCGCCAACCACGGCCAACCUGCUCCUUCGCGAGCCGGAUCAAAGUCAAUUGCCCGUGAUAGUCUCUUACCAAGAGGCUUCUUCAUCCUCCCAGAAAUGGACUCAAGAGGGGACGGUAUACAAGCUGGACAACAGCACUGAUUAUACAGCUGCCGUGACAUUGAGGAAUUUGAAGCCCUCAACUGAAUACAGGUACUCGCUAUCAAACAAUAAAACCGGCAGGUUUAUGACGGCACCACGGCCUGGAUCCCCCGCAGCCAACAGGCUAUCCUUCGUCACAUCAAGCUGUAUAAAGCCAAACUUCCCGUACAACGUUCUCUCGCAUCCAUUAAAGGUUCCCGGUAUUGAGCAGAUGACGGAGGCACUUGGAAAGUUGCUGCGACCAGCUUUUAUGCUAUUCCUGGGUGACUUUGUUUAUAUCGACGUGCCCUUCCGAUUCGGCUCUUCCAUGGACCACUAUCGCAGCGAGUACCGACGGAUCUACUCCUCGCCAUCAUGGGCAGCAGCCUCAAUCGACGGCCCUGCCAUCGAUCUUCCUUGGAUCCAUACCCUAGACGACCAUGAAAUUGAAAACGACUGGUCGCAGGGUAACAAGACGGCACCUUACCCAGCAGCAGCAGAUCCAUUCUUGCACUAUCAUGUCGCCGCCAACCCACCAGUCCCGGAGAAAGCGUUCGCUCAUCCCGAUGAUGUCACUUAUUUCUCCUUCGUCAACGGACCAGCCUCAUUCUUCAUGCUUGAUACUAGAACCUAUCGCUCCGAGCCGUCGCAGGAUAACUCUACUAUCCUCGGUUCUGCACAACUCCAAUCACUCCUGGCAUACCUCUCUACCCCAGAGCCAGCCGGAGUUCAUUGGAAAUUUAUCAGCUCCAGCGUCCCAUUCACCAAAAACUGGCACGUCGGCACGACAGAUACAUGGGGCGGUUUCCUGAACGAGCGCCAAACCGUCUUUGAAGCAAUGUGGCACGCUGAGCGAGAACUCGGCGUUCGCGUCGUUCUUCUAAGCGGCGAUAGACACGAAUUCGGCGCCACUCGCUUCCCUGACCCCGGUCUUCAGCUAUCUUCGUCUGAGUUACAGCCUGACACUGCCGGUUUGGGUGUUCACGAGUUCAGCGUUGGCCCGCUUAGCAUGUUCUACCUUCCCGUCCGCUCGUAUUAUCAGACAGAUGACGAGGAUGUCUCUGUCAAGUACGCACCGGAUGGGAAUAGUAAAUUUGGAUACCUUGAUAUUGCCGAAGGCGUGGAAAACGCUGAUCCUACCACUUCAGCACCUACCCCCUUGCGAAGUUCGAUACUGACAUACUCGUUGUAUGUGGAUGGUGAGGUUGUUUGGAAGUACCGUCUCAGUGUUCCUCUGGGGCCGCAUGCUGGUGUUCAAGCAACCCAAGACUCUGGUAAGAAAGUUCACCUCCCACCGGGACGGGUCUUGGAGGAUAGGCUUGGCAAGAAGGGCUGGGAUGUUGCGUUCAAGACUGCUAUUGGUAGAACGGAGGAGCUGGCGCGUUCUUGUUUUGAUAUAGCCAUUGCGGGUUAUUAUACCCUUUUGAACAGACUGCAGGCUCCGGAGAGAGACGAUUAG